UCGGCGGCGGCGCGGCUCGUGUGAAGCGCGCGGAAUGGGCUCAACAUGGCGGAAACUCUAGCGCUUAUCCCGGUUCUUACAGUCUCUCUGCAGAGUGAGUUUCUAAUAAAGUUUCCCGGAGGAGUUGUUAUGGAAGCACCGGCGUCAGAUGAGAGCCAGUGAAGCCCCGGUGAAGAUGAACGGCGCAGAGCUCCAGGCGUCCGCUGCACCCCUGCCCUCAGAUCAGCUGCUGCGCUCCGGAGCGGUCAUAUUCCCCGGAGCCUUUGACCAGCACGGCUGUCCUCUGGUCCUGUUCCCCGCGGAGGCUCAGGGUAAACUCCCAGAGGAGCUCAGUAGAGAGGAGGUGUCCCACUUCAUACACUACUGUCUGCGCCUGCACAAUAUACGAGGCGAGGAGAGCCUGCUGUCUGUGGUGGUUGAUCUGAGGCAAGCCAACCUCUCCAUCGCACGUUUCAUCGCUGAGACUCUCCUGUUGCUGGAGGUCUCCAGAAGGAUCAUCCACUCAGUGUAUAUUGUUCAACCAAAGAAGAAAGAUGUCCUGAAGCUGCUGGGGAAACUCCUGACGCCGAGUGGCUCCAAGCAGCACAGACCCGUCCUCUUCAAACGUGUCUUCGUCAAAGAGGUUUUUGAGCUUUCCAACUACAUCGACAGAAGCCAGUUACCGUCUAGUUUGGGCGGAUACCUCGUUUACUGCCAUAAGAGCUGGGUCGCCUUCAUUAAGGAGAUGGAUGCGUUUGUGCAGGAGUUCCUGUUGGUGGUGAAGCGCCUGCCGUCCUGUAUCUGGAGUCUGCAGGCGCUCUCGAAGCGUCCCGUCCCAGCAGACCUGGAGCGGCUGCAGGAGUUCUGCUGUGUGAACCAGGCCCACUUCCAGCAGCUCCGCAGGGAUCUUGGUUUGGAUGACUUGUUGAAGCACUGCGAGGGUUUGUUGGAGAAGCUGCGGUUCCCUGAGAAAGAGCCCUGUUUUCAUGCCAUGGCUGGAACGCUGCUCUACACACACACCUCACUAGAGAUGCUCCACAACUACAACAGGAUCACUGCUGCGGUGGAGAAGGUGGAGUUACUGUGGCAGCAGGUGUUCUCCAGAGCCCACGUCCAGCUGCAGCUCCUCCAUCUGCAGAGGGACGCCCAGCAGAUACAGGAGCAGAUGUUUGCGCUGCACAGGGAGAAGGUUGAGCCCUACAGGAUUGAAGUGGCUACAGACGUGCACCGAGCUGAAGAGAUCCGGCUGGAGUUUGAGGCUUCAGUAUACACUCAUGCAAUGGCGCUGGUUCGUCGUGCGGAGGACGUCAUGCACACGUUAGCGGAGACGGUUCCCUUCAGCGAGAGGAAGCCUGCAGAGCCGUGGCUGGAGGAUCUGGACCGACUGAAGGAGAACCUGUCCUCUGCUGUUCAGCGUCUGUAUCAGACUCUCAGGACCGUGUCUGACUUCCAUCACACCUGCAACAGAUGUCAGAGCUGGUAUGGUGCAGUGCUGUGUGAGAGCCUCCUGCAGGAGCUGCUGUGGACUGGACACUGUGAGCUCAGACGAUCUCCAGACCGGUCCAGCUGCAGGAGACGAGUCCAGAGCUUCCUCAGGACAAACCCCUGCCCCGAGGUGCAGGAGCUGGUGAAGCUGGCUCAUCUCUCCAACGCAGUGAGCGACCCGCAGCUCCGGCACACCGGCACGCAGCUGUCUCACAGAUGCAUGACUCUGAGGAGACUCUUGACCUCCCCUGGAGCUGUUCCCCUUCACGACCUUCAGCUUGCCCUACAGUGGCAGUACGAGUUCCUCAGGGGUCACCACAAGACCGCUGACAUCACUUCCCCCGAGGACGAGCGGGUUUCCUGCGGUCUGCCUCCAGACUCGGCCGCUCGUGCGGUUCUUCAGUAUGAUAGCUUGUGUGAUUUGGCCAAGUGGCCUUCUGUUGGCGACUGCCGUCACCAGAUCUCGUCUGCAGGCAAACCUCCUUCUCUCAGCUCCUUUGACUCUGGCUUCGACGGAGCGGCCAGCAGUCACCUGGACAGCAGGACUAGAAGAGAGCCGCUGCCGAGGACUCUGGGAAACGGAGACUCUGCUUUCAAGUCGAAACCUCUGCGUGGACAGAUCGACGAGGAGAACAUUGUGAGCGUGUCUGAUUCUGAAGACCAGCGUGAAGAGCUAGGGUUUAGUUUAAAGCGGGACUCCACUCGUGCCAGCAUUCAGAUUGUUCCCAAAAUAACCUCCGACUCUCUGAACCUUGAGAUCAAGGUGAAGCGCUCCGGCACGCUGCCCAAGAACCCCUGGCUGAGCCUCCCGAUAGACGACCUGGAGAGCUCCUAUACGGUCACCAUCACCCCCAGCUCCUCCAGAGGCCCGAGGAGCCCCGGCCGGGCUGCAGAUCGACCCUCUCCGACGGAGGAGAUGGGGACUGCUCCAGACCACCGUCAGCAGAGCUUCCAGGAGUGCGAGCUGGAUCCUGGGGGAAACGUUCUCUCCAGUACCUUAACAGAUCUCGAAGACAAGCCCAGCAGCACGGUGGAUGAUCCUUCUCUUCUCUGGGACACCUUUGAUCUUCACAAUCUCAGACGGGACUCUUACGAACGGUUGGACGUGUCUCUUGGUGACUGGGUUCAGAGAGAGCAACAGGAGCUGAGAGAGGUGGAGGAGACUUUAGACCGAGCAGCUGAGAUACUACAGGAGGAGGAAAGUGUGCUUGCACAGGAAGUGGAGCUGGAGGAGCUGUUGAGGUCCGAGGACCUGCACAAACACUGGCCCACAUGGACUGAAGAACACCAGCUUGCAGUGAGUCUGAGUCCGCCUGGACUCACUCAAAACACCACAAUAGAUUUAAUUGAGUUUAUGCAGUUGCCAAAUGCAUAG
Carassius carassius (crucian carp) is the source of this 2839-nucleotide messenger RNA. RefSeq lists its product as uncharacterized. The coding region runs from base 149 to 2839 and encodes 896 amino acids. Lineage: Eukaryota; Metazoa; Chordata; Actinopteri; Cypriniformes; Cyprinidae. The record is from RefSeq and is a predicted model, not a curated record. Gene Ontology annotation, cellular component: cytoplasm. The transcript is spliced from 15 exons. Gene Ontology annotation, molecular function: guanyl-nucleotide exchange factor activity.